Messenger RNA from Cucumis melo (muskmelon), 1602 nucleotides. RefSeq names its product extensin-like. The record is from RefSeq and is a predicted model, not a curated record. Bases 176 to 1300 code for a protein of 374 amino acids. Gene Ontology annotation, molecular function: metal ion binding. The transcript has 3 exons. NCBI's taxonomy places the organism in Eukaryota, Viridiplantae, Streptophyta, Magnoliopsida, Cucurbitales, Cucurbitaceae.
GUACCAAUUAGAUUCGUUGCAUGUCCCACACCCUUUUAAAUAUUCCCAUCUCCUCUCCUUUUUAUUUUGCCUCUCUCAAUUCUGAUUCUUCGUUUAUGAUCUUCAUCUUUCACAUAAUCUCUCUGUCUUCUUUCCUCCAUCCAUAUUCUUUCCCUUUACUUUCCCUCAUCUCCUCAUGAUUCCAGAACUUGAGAAACCGAGGAUUACUGAGAUAAAGGUCCGGAUGGACUGUAAUGGCUGUGUCCAGAAGAUCAAGAAAGCAUUGUAUGGAAUUAAUGGCAUUUAUGAUAUCUACAUAGACUUUCCCCAGCAGAAACUCACCAUCAUUGGAUGGGCUGAGCCUGAGAGAAUCAUGAAAGCCAUUAAGAAAACAAGGAAGAUUGCCACCAUUUGUUCUGAUUCUGAACAGACGGAUCCUCAAGCUGCUCCCACUGGCCAACCGCCGGAUUAUAUGGCACCGGGCAGCGGUGAACCACCCAAUAUUUCAUCAGGUCCUCCUCCUCCUGACAUACCCGUGGGUGGUGGUCCUCCUCCUGACAUGGCCAUGGGUGGCGGGCCCCCACCUGGCCAAAUGGUCGUUCAAGAUGGUAGUUUUGAUCCAACCAACGGCCCACAACCACCGCCGCCUGGAGGAUAUGAUUCUGGACAGGGCCAUGUCAGCCACCAGCCUUCCGAUCACGGCCAUAUCGUCCAACAAUAUCCGUCAGAAUCUGGCCAUGUUGUCCAUCAUCAAGGACCAGGACCAGAACUUGGCCAUGUCAUCUCUCACCAACCUGAGUAUAGCCAUGUGGUCCACCAUCAACCAACAGAAUCCUUCCACGUAGGCCAUCAACCAUCCGAGCACGUCCACAUGGUUAACCAGCCACCUGAUUACAGCCACACAGUUCACCACCAACAGCCCCCUGAUCACAGCCAGACGGUUCAAUACCAUCAGCCACCAAAUUAUAGCCAAAGCCAUGUAGUCCAACACCACCAACCCGAAUACAGAUACGCCUCCAGCCACAACUACCACCACAACAUCCCAGGAGCGACAUCAAUGCAGCCGGCAACCGUGAUACACAGCUACAACACAUACAAGCCAUCGCCAUACAUUACCGAGUAUGUCCGACCACUUACAUGCAGCAGGCCCCCAGUAUACGCCUCUGAAUCCAUACCACAGCAGCCAACCACCCAUUACAGCCCAAGAAUGGAUCUUUACAACUACAAUGAAGACUAUUACAACACAGGCACAGGCAGUAGCAAUGGGAACAUCACAUCAAUAUUCAGCGACGAGAAUCCAAACGCUUGUAAUCUAAUGUAAAGUAAAUAGAAAGAAAAAAAAAAAGAGAGGAAAAAAACCCCAUCUGGUAAAAGAUCCUAUAGUUGAGUUGGGGAAGUGAUUUAAUGUUAGGAAGACUUUUUGAUGGGCACGCAAGGGAGAACGAAUGAGAUUCCCAACGUGGGAGUGCUGUAAGAAUCUGAUACCAAAUUCUCACCUUUUGGUGAUGGGUAGAUAGAUGAUAAACCAGGUGAAGAACAUUCUUGUAAUGGCGACGUGGGGAAUCUUGUAAAGUUGUAAAGAUUUUUAAGGCUUCAACGGCUGACAGAUGUUUACAGAAACAA